Messenger RNA from Solanum verrucosum, 1353 nucleotides. RefSeq lists its product as uncharacterized. The coding region runs from base 1 to 1353 and encodes 450 amino acids. The transcript has 2 exons. Lineage: Eukaryota; Viridiplantae; Streptophyta; Magnoliopsida; Solanales; Solanaceae. Gene Ontology annotation, molecular function: nucleic acid binding; zinc ion binding. The record is from RefSeq and is a predicted model, not a curated record.
AUGGCCACUUCUUCUGGCCGACCUAUAGAAGCUGCUCGUGAAGGUUCGGGUACCUCUGUUCCCCAACCUCAUGCACUAGAAGAGGUUGCAGAACCUUUGUCGAAUCAAUAUGUUCCCCACACUAGUGGGUCUGAAGUUGGAAACCAUCAGGGUGUAAGAGUUGGUUCACAUCCUCACAUGAGUCGUGGUACUCAAGCCCUGAAUCCUCCUUUUCAACAAAUGACUGAAUUCUUCCACCACAUGGCUGAAGUGAUGCAUGAUCCCAAUGUGAUUAACUUUAAGAAAAUGAGGAAAAUGGGUGGAGUGGAGUUUGAAGGCACCGUUGAUCCCACAGAUGCUGAACAAUGGCUGGAGCGCAUGGAGAGAGUAUUUGAGCAGUUAGAGUGUUCAGAUGUUUCCAAAUUUAAAUAUGCUAUUUCAUUAUUACAAAAGGAUGCUUACGAUUGGUGGGUAAGUGUUCCAAAGGCCAAGGUAAAACCUCAUGUUCUUACUUGGGAUGAUUUUCUUAGGGAAUUUCGUAUGAAGUAUGCCACACCUGCUUAUUGUGAUGCAAAGAGAAAGGAGUUUUUGAAUUUAAGGCAACGAGGCAUGUCUAUUGUUGAGUACCAACAGAAGUUUCUAAUGCUCUCUCGUUAUGCUGGAGGUAUUAUUAAAGAGGAAAAAGACAAGUGUAGGAAGUUUGAAGAUGGUUUAAAUGAUUCCAUUAGAAAGAAUGUGGCGAUCCUGCAACAUGAGAACUUUUGCAAGGCUCGCGUUCCCACUUGUCCACAUUGUGGGAAGAAUCAUUAUGGUACUUGUAGGAGAGCUUCUGGUGUAUGUUUCAAUUGUGAGAGCUUUGAUCAUAAAGUGAAGGAUUGUCCUAAUCCUAAUAAUGCUCCUUCCUUGAGAGCUGAAGGCUCAGUUCAUAAGCCUUCUAUUAAUCCUUCUCAAACUAAUAGAGGUGCAAGACCUAAAAAUACCCAAGCAACAGGUACAAGUGGAGCUAAUCAAGCUAGUGGACAAAGGGCUACUUCACGUGCUUAUUCUAUGAGGCAGAGGGAUGAUCAAGAUGGACAAGACGUGGUUGUCGGUAAAUUUCACUUAUUUGGCUUAUGUGUGUUUACACUGUUUGAUCCUGGUUCUACACAUUCCUAUAUUUGUCCAUCACUUGUUCUUGCUGAAAAUGUGAAAUCUGUGAGACUUAAUUAUGAUGUGCUGGUUGAAAGUCCUUUGGGUUAUCAGGUUGUGUGUAAUCAAAUUUAUCGUGAUUGUCCCUUCGUGAUUCAAAGCUUGGUCUUCCCUGCUGAUUUGAUUGAAAUGCCCUUCAAAGAUUUUGAUGUUAUUAUUGGGAUGGAUUGGCUUCAUAAAUAUUAG